Messenger RNA from Neomonachus schauinslandi (Hawaiian monk seal), 847 nucleotides. RefSeq names its product cytochrome b-245 light chain. Gene Ontology annotation, molecular function: heme binding. The transcript is spliced from 7 exons. Gene Ontology annotation, biological process: superoxide anion generation. Gene Ontology annotation, cellular component: NADPH oxidase complex. Lineage: Eukaryota; Metazoa; Chordata; Mammalia; Carnivora; Phocidae. The coding region runs from base 133 to 705 and encodes 190 amino acids. The record is from RefSeq and is a predicted model, not a curated record.
CGCCGAGCUGUGGUCGCCUCCGCCACCAUGGGGCAGAUCGAGUGGGCCAUGUGGGCCAACGAGCAGGCACUGGCCUCCGGCCUGAGCUGGUGGAAGUAUUAAAAACCCGGCUGUAUCGGCUCAUUCGUAAUCAUGCAAAACCAGAAGCAACGGAAAUGUCCCAAAGACGGGAGAGCAGUCCUCAUCAUGGGGGGCAUCGUGGCCACUGCCGGCCAGUUCACCAAGUGGUACUUUGGCGUGUACUCCAUUGGCGCAGGCGUGUUCGUCUGCCUGCUGGAGUACCCCCGGGGGAAGAGAAGAAAGGGAUCCACCAUGGAGAGAUGUGGACAGAAGUAUAUGACCAAAGUGCUGAAGGUGUUCGGGCCUCUCACCAGGAACUACUACAUCCGGGCCUUCCUGCACCUUGGGCUGUCAGUACCUGCUGGCUUCCUGCUUGCCACCAUCCUGGGGACAGCCUGCCUGGCCAUCGCGAGCAGCAUCUAUCUGCUGGCGGCUGUCCGCGGAGAGCAGUGGAUCCCCAUCGAGCCCAAGCCCAAGGAGCGGCCGCAGGUGGGGGGCACCAUCAAGCAGCCUCCCAGCAACCCCCCGCCCCGGCCCCCAGCCGAGGCCCGAAAGAAGCCCAGCGAGGAGGAGGCAGCAGGUGCAGCGGGCAUUUCUGGUGGCCCCCAGGAAAACCCGGUCCCAGUGAUCGACGAGGUCGUGUGACCCACGUCUCCAGCUGUCCGCCAUGUAGCCCCCAAAAUAAACCAGAGAGCAGGCUCCUGACUCUCCGCGUGCACCCCACUCCCAAUCCGGGUCCUCCUUCAGCAUAAAUCCUGGAUGGGCCACUUCUCGCCCUGUCUGCCUC